This is a messenger RNA of Andrographis paniculata, 2327 nucleotides long. Its product is annotated as lysine histidine transporter-like 8. The coding region runs from base 536 to 2095 and encodes 519 amino acids. The record is from RefSeq and is a predicted model, not a curated record. Gene Ontology annotation, cellular component: plasma membrane. NCBI's taxonomy places the organism in Eukaryota, Viridiplantae, Streptophyta, Magnoliopsida, Lamiales, Acanthaceae. The transcript is spliced from 5 exons.
AAAUCUCGGCGGUGCCAAUGGCAAUGGCAGACGCAGACGCAGACCCCUCCAUAAUUUCUCACAAUCAUUUCUUCGAACACCAUGCCUGCAUCCUCAUGUCCGCUUCUGCUGCCUGUCGAUUUUUAAAUUCCACAGAGAGAAAGCAAGCAAGAGGAAAGGUAAAGCAAUGGAGUCUCUCUCUCUCUCUCCAUCCGGCCGUUGAUCGGCCAUCGAGAUUCCCGCAGAAAGGUAACACAGCCACGCCACAGUGUUGCGUUUCUUUUUCAAGAAUUACCUUUUGCCCGCUGUAUAUAUCUAUGUACGUAUAGUCACUGGUUUCACACUCCCUCUCUCUCUCUCUCUCCCUCUCUCUCCCCUCCAAAUUAUUCCUCUCUCGACUUCACUCCAACUCUGCUUCUACAGUGACCGACCCUCUGCCAUCUGCCAUUUCUUGUGACUACUCUGACCAUCACCGAAACCCACGAAACAAGAACACAGACCCUGAUGAAAAAGAAGCCCCACUAAUCCAACACUAUCCAUUUAUUCAUUACCUUUAAUGGAGGAGAGACCGGAGACGGAGCUGAUAUCCAUACCGGCGACUCCACGCGCCUCCACGCCGGAGAUACUGACUCCCUCAGGGCAAAGGUCUCCCCGCAAGGAUGGACCCGCCGGCACUGCCAAGUCAUGGACUCCCACCUCCUUCAUAUCUCCCAGAUUUCUGAGCCCCAUUGGAACUCCCAUGAAAAGAGUUCUCAUCAACAUGAAGGGCUAUCUCGAGGAAGUCGGCCACUUGACUAAGCUCAACCCUCAGGACGCGUGGCUCCCCAUCACCGAGUCCCGCAAUGGCAACGCUCAUUACGCCGCCUUUCACAAUCUCAACGCCGGUGUCGGCUUCCAGGCAUUGGUCCUCCCCGUUGCAUUCUCCUUUCUUGGAUGGAGUUGGGGUAUUAUAUCCUUGAUCAUUGCCUACUGCUGGCAAUUAUACACUCUGUGGAUUCUUGUUCAGCUGCAUGAAGCAGUUCCAGGAAAACGAUACAACAGAUACGUCGAGCUUGCUCAGGCAGCAUUUGGGGAACGAUUAGGUGUUUGGCUCGCUCUGUUUCCAACUGUUUACCUAUCAGCGGGGACUGCGACCGCUUUAAUUCUAGUCGGAGGGGAGACCAUGAAAAUGUUCUUCCAGAUUGUGUGCGGCCCUGCUUGUUCGUCGAAUCCUCUGACAACAGUCGAGUGGUAUCUUGUAUUCACAUCCCUGUGCAUAGUGUUGUCCCAACUCCCGAACCUCAACUCCAUUGCCGGGCUCUCGCUGGUCGGGGCUGUGACAGCCAUCACAUACUCAACCAUGGUGUGGGUGCUCUCGGUGAGCCAUCCGAGGCCGCCCACCAUUUCAUACCAACCGAUUUCGCUGCCUACUCUAACUGCAUCGGUAUUUUCUGCGCUGAAUGCACUCGGUAUUAUAGCAUUUGCUUUCAGAGGGCACAACUUAGUCUUGGAAAUUCAGGCGACGAUGCCGUCAACCUUCAAGAAACCGGCUCAUGUGCCGAUGUGGAGGGGAGCCAAGGUUGCAUAUGUUUUCAUUGCCAUGUGUUUGUUUCCUGUUGCAAUUGGCGGAUACUGGGCUUAUGGAAACCUCAUGCCUUCUGGCGGAAUUCUCAACGCCCUGUUCGGGUUCCACAGCCACGACAUUCCUCGGGGACUUCUUGCAUUGACAUUUCUUCUAGUUGUGUUUAAUUGCUUGAGUAGCUUCCAGAUAUACUCGAUGCCAGUUUUCGACAGCUUCGAAGCUGGAUACACCAGCAGGACCAACAAGCCGUGCUCGAUUUGGGUGCGCUCUGGCUUUCGAGUGUUCUAUGGAUUUGUGUCCUUAUUUAUCGGUGUGGCGCUUCCGUUCUUGUCUAGCCUUGCCGGACUUUUAGGGGGGCUGACACUUCCGGUGACGUUCGCGUACCCGUGCUUCAUGUGGGUUCUGAUCAAGAAGCCGAUCAAAUACAGCUUCAACUGGUAUUUUAACUGGAUCCUAGGCUGGUUGGGGAUUGCCUUUAGCUUGGCAUUCUCCAUUGGAGGCAUCUGGAGCAUGGUUAACAGUGGACUGAAGCUGAAAUUCUUUAAGCCCAGCUGAGAGAAUACAGCACAACUAUAAAUAUAUAUAUAUAUAUAUAUAUUGUGUUCUUUCUUUCCUUCCCGUUUCAUUGAAUGGAUGCUGUUGCCUUGUUGCUAGCUCUGUGUGGUUUUGGAUUUGAUAAGGACUUUGAUAAAAACCUGUGUGUAAUUUAUAAGAUACUAUACGUAUUUUGUAGUUGGAGAUUGUUAUUACUUUGGUUUUUCUAAAGGUAGCAUUUGGUUGAUUUUAA